Molecule: messenger RNA, 989 nt
Organism: Coregonus clupeaformis (lake whitefish)
Lineage: Eukaryota; Metazoa; Chordata; Actinopteri; Salmoniformes; Salmonidae
Product: E3 ubiquitin-protein ligase TRIM39-like
Exons: 3
Coding region: 15-887 (290 amino acids)
Molecular function (GO): protein binding
Source: RefSeq, a predicted model, not a curated record
ACGUCUCUAAAAAGAUGGAAGUUAAACAGAAGGAAGAAGAUUCUGAGGGAAUUUCUGAUCUGAAGACCAUUUCUGAGCUGAAGAAGGAGAUCUCUGAACUGAAGAACAUCUCUAAGUUAAACUCAAAGUUGGAGCAGGAGAUCUCUAAGCUCAAACAUGAUGUGCUUGAGCUCAGUAAGGAGAAUGCUGCGCUUAAACAAGAGGCAACAUUUGAGAAAGAACUGUUUGACAUGAGAACUGCUGAUCUGAAUAAGACCAUAGCUACUCUCAGCUCAGACCUACAGCAACAGAGAGAGGCUGAGUAUGUGAGAAGAAACCUGAAGAAUAUGACCAUGGACUAUGUGGAUGUGACUCUAGAUCCUGAUACAGCACAUCCCAAACUCAUCCUGUCUGCAGACAGGAAACAAGUUAAAUGUGGAGACAUAAAACAGGAUCUCCUUGACAACCCAGAAAAGUUUGAUACUGUUCCUUGUGUCCUGGGAAAGGAAGGCUUCUCCUCAGGGAGAUUCUACUAUGAGGUUCGGGUGAAGGGGAAGACUGGGUGGAUUUUAGGAGUGGUCAGAGAGUCCAUCAACAGGAAGGGGGAGAUUACAGUGAGCCCUGAGAAUGGAAACUGGACUGUGUUGCUGAGGAAUGGAGAGUACAGGGCUGCUGCUAACCCUGUUGUCCUCCUCUCCCUGAGAGAGAAGCCCCAGAAGGUGGGGGUGUUUGUGGAUUAUGAGGAGGGUCAGGUUUCCUUCUAUAAUGUGGAGGCCAAGUCUCAUAUCCACUCAUACACUGGCUACACCUUCACUGAGAAACUCUAUCCAUUCUUCAGCCCUGGUAAUAACUACACUGGUAAAAACUCAGCCCCACUGGUCAUCACUCCUGUAGAUGUCACUGACUGACUGUUUUAUAUCAAACAUUGAAAUACUGUUAACAUAACUGAUAAUGUAGUAGCCACCAGAUAAUGUAAUAAUUCAUUAUAAUGUAAUACAUAUUACAUAAAU